This is a messenger RNA of Aspergillus campestris IBT 28561, 1570 nucleotides long. Its product is annotated as small ubiquitin-related modifier domain-containing protein. Gene Ontology annotation, molecular function: protein binding. NCBI's taxonomy places the organism in Eukaryota, Fungi, Ascomycota, Eurotiomycetes, Eurotiales, Aspergillaceae. The transcript has a single exon. Bases 163 to 1281 code for a protein of 372 amino acids. The record is from RefSeq and is a predicted model, not a curated record.
CACGUGCUUCGUCCAACGACGCCGUUGUUUUUUUCGGAAACACUUCGUCCGUCUGCUUAUGUCCUCGGCUUUCCCCUCCAACCGUAACUCCCACCUUUUGUCCAUGAUUCAAUACUUCAAAGUUUCUGGUAUUUCUGUCUGGUGCAAUGCCAAAUAAUCUCCAUGCGGCCGUUCUUUAAUAGACCUUCCUGGGCAAGCAGAGGCGAAGAGCCGUCUUCAGACUUUUAUCGUCGUGGAGACCAAACCUACAAGGACAUUGUUGCCGCCAGUAGAGAUGCCCGGAAGAGACUGGAAAAUGGAGUUGACAUCUCAACAGACAGUAAGCUGGGACCAGAGCAAUAUGUUCCCCGGGAAAGCGUACCCCAAACGUGUCAUGACCAGAUAACAUGUGAUGAAAGAAACCUUCAUGAAAGCUCCUCUAGACCUCGCAAUCAGGUCGAACCCCACCAACGCCAGCGCACCAAUUCUCUUGUGUCCGAAGAAUCAAGGUCUUCUUCUCCCAGUCCCAGUCGGGUUUCGGGUGUUCUUCGAGCCACAAAUUUGAGGUAUACAACAAAGUGCCCGAAGAGCGAACAUGAGCCAUCUCGGGAGCCACAUCAUGAACGGGGUAGUGCAGUCCCUGGCGAUAGUGUUCCUGAAUCACGAGAAGACAAUGCGGCUGAUGAUGUCGUCCAAAUCCUUAUUACUUCGCAAAUUGAGAACACACAGCCACUUAUCGUCUAUCGCAGAAUGACACAACCAUUCCGAGACGUUCGCUUGGCUUGGUGUCAUCGUCACAAAUUUCUGGAAGAUAUGCAAUCCUCUAUAUAUUUGACAUGGAAGGGUAGGCGGCUUUUUGAUGUAACAACUUGCAGAAGCUUGGGAAUCAAACCGUCGAGGGACACUCUCUUUUCGCACACCCCCGAUCUUGGCGAGAAAUCCGUUCAUAUCCACAUGGAAGCUGCCACGAGCUGCCCCAACAGUUAUAAUAGUCGACAGUUCUCGCCGAUCAAUGAACGUGGGUUGGAUCAGUCUGUGUUGAAUAUUGAAGAGACGAGCGAGAGGGACCAAAACCUAUCUACUAGAGUCGUUCUCAAGUGCCCUGGUCAUGAUGAGUUUACAACAAGAACUCGCCCCAAAGCGCCUAUUUUACAAAUCAUCACUGCUUUCCGUAAGGCAAAUAAGAUCGCAUCGGAAAAAGAUAUCUAUCUAGUAUUUGAUGGUGAUCGCUUGGAUCCUGGGUCCUGCCUUGCCGACUAUCAAAUCACAGAUGAUGAUCUCGUGGAUGUUAUGAUAAAAUAGGCCUUGAGAAAAUAGCAGUUUCACAAACAUCCUCGAAAUUGACGUUAUUUCCGAACACUUCGAUUUACAUGUUGAGCUCUUACAUUGAAACUUUUUCUGUUCAGUUGUAAGAAACAAGACUGGUAAUUAGACUGUAGAUAUUUAGUAAAGACGUUGGACAUCAGACUGAUGCACUUCCUCGAUAAUUCCCGAGCGAAUUAGCGCACUUGUGAAUUAACAGGUGGGAGGAAAGGAACAAAAGGAUAAUCGGUUAGUGGGUUCCUGUAUGCAAUUUGACAGUUAGCGGGAG